CCGUAGAAAGUUUAGUGACUUUAAAGAAGGGCUUUGGGAGAAAAUGUGGAGCGCAUGCGCCAUCUAGAAGUUUUCCCCCGCGCAUCAGUGCUAGGGUUUGCUAGUUAGAGAGAGGAGGCGACGAGGCAGGUGACAGAAGAAGGAGUUGCUCUUCAACACACACACACACUAUCGGGCGGGUGUUAUCUCCACGAGCGUACCUUCUCCAAGCGAGUUCUCCAUCUCUCACACAGUACUGCUGUUUGGAGUUUUCUUCCAGUGACGAGCUUGGAGUGGAUUUGCGGCAAUUCGUGUCUUCCACCACUCAAAGUUGGAUGUGUUGAACGCACUUUUUGCUGGUAAAGUUUUUGUUCCAGAGUAAAUCAACGGAGGAGUUCAGGAGAAAGCGGCGUAGUUCUGUGCAGAAUGGAGGAUGAAAUAACGGCCUCAGGUUUGUGGCGAGGAACCCUGCAGUGUGGAUGUUACCACAGGUAGAACACGCUCUGAGUUCAAGGUGUCACCGCUGUAGGAUCAUCUCUUCUCACCUAUCACCAGUUCAUGUGUUUACCUGCGCUUUACACAUUAGUGCCAGCCCGUCGGAACCUCUACAAAGCCUUCGGAACCUCUACAAAUCUGCAAGGAAACUUGGAAGGAUAAAGCUACCGCUAUCAAUCCUCCCAACCAUCAAAAGAGCUUUGGCAACAGUUUAUUACAGCUGACGUUUCUGGCCACGGGCACUUGCUAGUUAGUUUCUGGCCACGGGCACUUGCUAGUUAGUUUCUGGCCACGGGCACUUGCUAGUUAGUUUCUGGCCACGGGCACUUGCUAGUUAGUUUCUUGUGAAUGUUUUAUUUGUCAUUAAUUGUUUCCGCGGAUUCACGCCCACGUUUGUUAAAGGCUCUAAAUAUUCAUAGUGCUGCUGGACAUUGUAAAUAACCCCCGUCGUCUCUGCAAGAGCUCUCCUCUCCGCUGUCCCGCGCUCACGGAGCGCAUUCGUCGAUAACGGAUCGCCUAUGCCAGUCUUCCGAAACUGAGCCGCAGGACUACCACGGUUACUGCCACCCUCCUCCGUUACACACCGGACACUAUCCCGUACAACCCAGAUUUAGCACUAACUGCUUUGGAUAGAAACCGACCUGAGCCAACGGUAUAAGUAAAAGGAGUCUCUCGAGCCCACUACGGCCUUGGCACUGGGAUUAUUCCUUUAAUAAUCAUCUCACCAAAGUGGAUUAUCGUUCGUAAAGAAUUGUUUUCCGUGAGCUGAUUCAGUAACUGGUCCAGCAUGUUGUUCCUGCGGAGGCUGGUGCGUGUAUGCUGUCCCUCGGCACCGGCGGGGAGUGUGUUGGACUCCAGACCGUGUGUGUUCGCCCUCACACUGCUCACACUGCUCCUGCAGGUGGUGGUGGAGGCCAACUCAUGGUGGUCUCUAGCCAUGAACCCUCUGCUGAUCCCUGAGGCCUACAUCAUCGGUGCCCAGCCUCUGUGCAGCCAGCUGGUGGGUCUAUCCCAGGGCCAGAAGAAGCUGUGCCAGCUCUACCAGGACCACAUGCAGUACAUUGGCGAGGGCGCCAAGACGGGCAUCAGGGAGUGUCAGUACCAGUUCAGACACCGCCGGUGGAACUGCAGCACCGUGGACAACUCCUCCGUGUUCGGACGGGUCAUGCAGAUAGGAAGCAGAGAAACAGCGUUUACGUAUGCCAUCAGCGCGGCGGGGGUGGUCAAUGCUGUGAGCAGGGCUUGCAGAGAGGGGGAGCUGUCGAGCUGCGGCUGCAGUCGUGCUGCACGUCCCAAAGACCUGCCUCGUGAUUGGCUGUGGGGCGGCUGCGGGGACAACCUGAACUAUGGCUACAGAUUCUCUAAAGAGUUUGUUGACGCGCGGGAGAGGGAGAAGAGCUAUGCCAAGGGAUCCUUUGAGAGUGCCCGGCUCAUGAUGAACCUACACAAUAACGAGGCUGGACGGAGGACUGUGUCGGACCUGGCCCAUGUCUCCUGUAAGUGCCAUGGUGUGUCGGGCUCCUGCAGUCUGAAAACGUGCUGGCUGCAGCUGGCAGACUUCCGCAAGGUGGGCGAGACCCUGAAGGAGAAGUAUGACAGCGCAGCCUCCAUGAAGCUCAACUUGCGUGGCAAGCUGGUGCAGCGGGACAGCAAGUUCAACCCCCCCACCAGCCACGACCUGGUCUACAUCGAGUCCAGCCCAGACUACUGUCUGUCCAAUCAGAGCACAGGCUCCCUGGGUACUGUAGGCAGGCUGUGCAAUAAGACCUCGGAGGGCAUGGAUGGCUGUGAGCUGAUGUGCUGUGGCCGGGGCUAUGACCAGUACAAGGCCCAGAUUGUGGAGCGAUGCCACUGCAAGUUCCACUGGUGCUGCUAUGUCAAGUGCAAGCGCUGCACCAAAACCGUGGACCAGUUCGUCUGCAAGUGAGGAGGAGGAGGUGGAUGGGAAGAGUGUGUGUUCGUGCAAGUGUGCAUGCGUGUGUGUAUCCAGAGAGGCGGAACGAAGGAGGCGAAGAGAGGAAGAAAGAAAAAUAAAAAACUAUAUAAAUUAUAUUUAUAGAGUUAAACAAUUAUACCGUUGCAGAAGACUGAUCUUUUCCAUGUAAUAGUUCCAAAACAUGUUAUGUUCUGAAACCGAAUAUACAGUGAAAUAUUUAUUUUCUGAGAUUAUUUUUGCCCGAUCAUCCAAAGCUAAUUUUUAAUUAAUCCCCAGGCCUUGAGAUCAGCAGUCAUAAUUUCUUUAAACUUUCAAUAUGACCUAUAACAAGGUUCCCCAAUAGGUGGUUCCCCAAUAGGUGGUUCCCCACAGGUGAUUUUAUUUGCCCCCCUUUCUGAGCAAAACAAAAGACAAAUUAUAAUUUUCAUUGUUGAAUUUAAGACUGUAAAAUCACUGGGAAAUCAGCGCAAAGUUAUUUUUAAUUUAGGAAAUCUAUUCCCAAGUAUUCCGACGCAUAAAUAGAGAGAAAUGUGAUUAUAUUCCAAUGUAAUCAGGGUACUGCCAAGUACUGUAUCUUUUUUGGAUUCUUGCGGUCAAUUUGCAGUGUACAAAUGAUUUAUAACUAUGUCUGCCCCCUCGACCAUCCGCUCAAGGACAAAUCGUCCACGGCUGAAUGUAAUUGGGGACCACAGUCCUAUAGCUUAUAUUUGACUAGUCCAUUGGGUCACCAUGACUGUGAAACGGGAGCUUCUCUCAUGUUUCAUAACACUAGAUGAGUUAAAUGUUGUGGUUGAUGGAGAACGCUGAAUGCCCACAGUCUUAGCUGUUGAAUCUAGGGCUGCCGGUAAGAGGGGAAUGUUUACUUCCAUAUUUAUGUCACUAUAGGGUGGUUAGACCUAAAUCAAACCUCCAUUGAACAUGGUUAAAUCUGUCUCUAUAGGUAGUCAUUGGCCCCAUCCUAAACCCGAACCCUAGUCCCUUAUGUUGCCUCUGUCUAAACCAAACAAGGGCCUAGGAAAGUGGGAGUGAUUUGGGUUGGGGUUAGUUCCAUCCUGUAAUGUAUCCCACAAAGCCUAGAUCUUCCCUUCCCAGGUGCCCCAGCUAGUCCUCCCAAACACAUUCAGCAUAUGCACUUUGACCCCGAGGCCUUACCCCGUCUGUAUGAUUUGUUUGUUUUGAGCUACAGUGUCUGUAAUAUACCAUAUUAUAGUCUACUUUCUCCAUAUUAAAACCCAUAUCCACUUAACAUAUAACAUGCUACUUUCAUGGUUUAAAUAUACAGUAUAUGGGCAAUGUUGUGGUCAUGAUGGUGAAAUCCCACAUGUUCUAUAUGGUAUAUAGUAGGUCUAACCAACCAAUCACUUAUUCAAUUGUAUGUAUUUAUUUUCUUUUAUCCAAAUCUCUUAAGCUUCCAGAUAGCGCUGUGGGUUUUUCCUAUUUCAAUAAAUCCAUUUAAAUCCUACACUUUGUUACAUACAAUAUUUUCAGGUUACUUAUCAUUUGUUUUCACAUUUUUAAGGAAAUGUCACAGAUUUAAUUUGGUUCCGUGGCAUUGUUAUUGUGAAGGGAAUUGCCCUUUGUUCUAAAACACCUGCUCAUUGUGUUACCCCUGUACAAGACUUCACAGACGGUUCUUUGCUUGUUGCCACAAACUUGUUAAUAUCCCUCAGCUCCUCCCCACUAGCCCUGUGAUCAUCUUCAUUAGAACAUUGUUCCUAUAUGUUAUCAAUCCAAACUGUAUAUUUAUUCUCUUCGCAAUUAAUUGAGAUUUGCAAAACAUAUUUCUUAUAGCUGUUAUUUUGUUUGUUUCUUUUUUAAAUUGGAUCGAUGUGCUACUUUGUUUCAAUAAAUAUUCUACGUAAACCUGCUGAA
Messenger RNA from Oncorhynchus nerka (sockeye salmon), 4282 nucleotides. It is a transcript of the gene wnt5a, whose product is annotated as wingless-type MMTV integration site family, member 5a. Gene Ontology annotation, molecular function: cytokine activity; frizzled binding. Gene Ontology annotation, biological process: multicellular organism development; neuron differentiation; canonical Wnt signaling pathway. Gene Ontology annotation, cellular component: extracellular region. The record is from RefSeq and is a predicted model, not a curated record. The transcript is spliced from 5 exons. NCBI's taxonomy places the organism in Eukaryota, Metazoa, Chordata, Actinopteri, Salmoniformes, Salmonidae. Bases 1262 to 2401 code for a protein of 379 amino acids.